CACGCACGACGCGCGGAAGAAGCUCUCGCUGCGACCGCCGAGUCGACAGGCGGUCGCGGCGCUGGACGGAGGGCGGCAGUCCUGUGGAGCUGCAGGGUGGUGGGCGCCUCCUGACGGCCUCGGGAGGGCAGCCGGGACCCCUGCGGACCCGGAAAGGCCGUUCCUCGCCUCGGCCGAGCACCUCCUGCUCCUGCCCCGACCGAGCCGAGCGCCGGGACCAUGUCGGCCUACUCCAAGAGUUACAACCCCUUCGACGACGACGCGGAGGAUGAGGGCGCCCCGCCGGCACCGUGGAAGGACGCCCGCGACCUCUCCGCCGGGCCCAGCGCGCCUGGGGACCGGCAGCAGUACCUGCGGCAGGAGGUGCUGCGUAGGGCCGAGGCCACGGCCGCCAGCACCAGCAGGUCCCUGUCGCUCGUGUAUGAGUCCGAGAAGAUCGGGGUCGCUUCCUCCGAGGAGCUCGUCCGUCAGCGAGGAGUCUUAGAACGCACAGAGAAGAUGGUGGACAAAAUGGAUCAAGAUUUGAAAAUCAGUCAGAAGCACAUUAACAGCAUUAAGAGUGUGUUUGGGGGAUUCGUCAAUUACUUUAAAUCUAAACCAGCAGAGACUACACCUGAACAGAAUGGCACCCUCAUCCCCCAGCCCAACAGCAGAUUGAAAGAAGCUAUAAAUACAAGUAAAGAACAGGAGGCCCAGUACCAGGCCAGCCACCCAAACCUCAGGAAGCUGAAUGACUCAGACCCCAUCCCUGAAGGGGCCAUUUCUGCUGUGAGUACCGAGGCUUACCCGAAGAACCCACACCUUCGAGCCUAUCACCAGAAGAUUGACAACAAUCUAGAUGAGCUGUCCUCAGGACUGGGCCGGCUGAAGGACAUAGCCUUGGGGAUGCAGACAGAAAUUGAGGAGCAAGAUGACAUUAUUGGCCGCCUCACAACCAAAGUGGACAAGUUAGAUGUCAAUAUAAAAAGCACAGAAAAAAAAGUUCGACAACUUUAAAGACAGUGAAGAAUUUCCACUCCAUUAUGAUGAAAACAUUUGAAAGAUCUUCUUUUAAGUUCCCAAGAAAUUUCAUUUAUUAUUUUAGUAUGUAAUUUAACAUGUGUUUGCAAAUGUUAUAAUCGAGUGGGUCUUAAGAGAUUUUGUUACGAGGAAGUGUGCGUCCCACUUUUUCUGAGCCAACACCUCGCUCACUUCUUUGAACUGAAUGCUUAGAAUUUUAGUCUGAGCACAGUCUCCUUGCCUUGAAUAUCGUGGGCCUUUGAUUAAUAUCAUGCUGGAAUGAGAAGGAAAAACUGCAUUUAUGACUUUAAUGAGCAUAUGGAAAGAUGUGGGUGGAAUUUUAAUCCCUGUUUAUGGUAUAUCAUUCCUAGGCCUUACCAUGAGUCAGAGUGCUGAGGGACCCUGUGAGCCAGUUUGUGUGGGAGGAUCUUUCCUUCCCAACACCUUUAUUUCGCAGCCCUGCUCUCUGUGACGCCUGGAAAUACGCAGGGAAUUGGAUAUUCCUUCUUCCCGAUUUCCCUCAUCUCUGACACACUGUUCCUGAUUAGGGGCAGAUUGUCCACUGGCUCAAGGCUGUGCUGGCUGACCAACUGGGGGCACUUUGUAGUUGGUGGGAAUGGAGCAUCACAGAGACAUGGCCAAGCCGUGGUCUUCCUUCACUGAGCCCUCCACUCCUCUGGACUCUCCCUGACCAGCCUAAGUAUGACAGUGUUCACUCAGUGCCUGGGUCUCCUGACCCAUCCAGGGUUCCCGCUCACUCUCCUUACAUGUCUUACAAGGUGACUUGACUCAGCACUUGGUUCUCUGCUGCCAGUUUCAGGACUGGAACUCACAAAUGAUGCUGACUGUAUAAAAGGAUUUGGCUGAAAGAGAAAGCCCUACAUUAUCAUUUUGAACUGGUCCAGUUCUUUCAUUUUACAAAAAGAGUCACUUAAAAGCAUUAAUUACAAUUGAUUGCUAUAAUUAAAUGGAUUCUUUUUGUGUUGGUACUCCAACAAAAUAAUUGAAGCCACAAGGCACUUGUGUUUUUAAAAAACAAAUCAGUUAAAAUAUUUUGAAGUUGUUAAAGUGCUCAAAGGGACUGAUUUUAAUAAGGCAGUUUAGGUCAAUUUUUAAAUAACAGUGCCUUUCAACUUGAAACAUGGCACUGGCUAAGUGACCUUCACCACUUCCAUUUUGUAGCCUAUAAACAAAUCCCUUAAAGCAAAGGAAACUUUAAAGUGCUGCAGCACUGCAUCAGUAUUUAUAUAACAAUUCAUUUGUUAAAGGUCCAUCCCAUAAUGCAUGACCUUCCUAAAAGUACUGACAGCCUCCAUCAGUAAAUAUUUACUCUCAAGUUUCAGCCACCUCAGGGAGUAUGAUCCAUUUCAUGAAUAUCCCAGGACGUGAGGAUGUGAUUAAAAGUAAUUACUAGUAAGUUAGACACUUAUUUAUCAGAUGAGCUCAUGAUGAUUAUUCUCUUCAUAACUGGUAAAAGGAAGAUUUUUUAAACAAGUACUCAGCCCAAACUAAAGUUCACAGGGCUUUCAGCAAAAAGGCUGCUAAAAAACAUGAGGCCAGACUACAGAGCAGCUAGGAAUUACAUUUCCACUCAUUCUAAUUGUUUCUGUAUUUUUCCUCGCUUAACACCUUCCUCCAUGUAAUAAUUGUUUCUCCUUGUUAUGAGGCUUAGACUCAUGGAGAUCAGUCAUUAUACCUCAGACCUAAGCUUUUUAUUUUCAAAUAAAGGCCAUCUUACUGCCAAACAUUCUCUUCUGCAACCUUCCAUAUGCCUAAUGGGAUUAGUGAUUUAACUGACUUGAAGCAAAGUAGCACCUUAUUUUAUGUACCUUCCCUGUCUGUCUUUGAUUGAUGAAGCCAAUCACCUCACCCCAUAUUUUUAACCCAAGCAUAUGGAAGGAGAGUUGCUCUCACUUUUAAAGAAGUUUAUCUUCCUCUGACACAUUUGUUUUUGUUCAGAUCCCCUAAUUCUAAGGCUCUGCCAGGGACUGUCUCUAAGCUAUGUGCUGGCCAGCAGCUUCUGUCUGCUGGGGCUUCACCCCUUUUCCCACGCCCCCUAAGGACCAGUUGGUGGUGAUUCUUUAUAAAGCUAAGUUGUGUUUCAGAGAACAAGGGGAGACCUAAGGAGUCUCUUUAAACUUUGCACUUGAUGGUGAUGAUCAAAAAGAAAACAUCUACCCUCUAGAGCAGCGGUCGCCAACCUUUCGGACCUCACGGCCCAUCAGUGGUCCGCAGACCACCGGUUGACAAAUGCUCCUCCAAAGGUUUCCUUAAACCAGCAGUCGCCGACCUUUCGGAUGACCUUGGCGACCGCUGCUCUAGAGACACUCAGAGGUGCCCAGGCUAGAGUUGGGUGUUGGAGGCUUUGGUACAACAGACAAGACCAGUGAACUCAUCUUGCUAGAUAAGCCCAUAAGACAUUUUUAUUUCCACUUUUGAGCUGAAAACAAACUGUGCCUUCAAAAAGGUGGCUUUUCUAACUUUAGGUUGGUUAUAUGUUAAAUGUGCUACUAACUUUAAAAAAAUGCAUUCUCCAGUGGAAACUAUUUCUAAUAUUUAGUGUUUUGUAACUUAGCAGUGGGGUUGUCUCUUGCAUUCUGUAGGAAAAGACCUGAAUUUAACUUAGGUGACAAGAAAUACAGAAGUGUAUUUUAAUUUCUCUUAACGUCUUUUUAUGAGUAUGUAAUUUUAAGUGUACACUACACCGAUUUAGUAAACAGCUUAUAGUUUGCCUACAUAGACCUUGUCUGCAGAAUUUUUAAAGUUAGCAAUGUUGUUGAGCAUCUUCAGCUCUGACGGAUGAAAUGUCUUAUGUACAGAAUCAUGAUCUAGUCAUUAAAAGUGCUCAUGGGAAGGUGGGCUUUUUCUUCAGAGUCUAUAUCAGAACAGCUCUUAUGCUCCAUGCCUUCAACUUAAUGACCAUAUUCCAUAAAAUAAAAUGUGAAGUUUUUAAAUCAA
Molecule: messenger RNA, 3957 nt
Organism: Myotis daubentonii (Daubenton's bat)
Lineage: Eukaryota; Metazoa; Chordata; Mammalia; Chiroptera; Vespertilionidae
Gene: SNAP29
Product: synaptosome associated protein 29
Biological process (GO): exocytosis; synaptic vesicle priming; synaptic vesicle fusion to presynaptic active zone membrane
Cellular component (GO): plasma membrane; SNARE complex
Molecular function (GO): SNAP receptor activity; syntaxin binding
Source: RefSeq, a predicted model, not a curated record